Penicillium verhagenii is the source of this 1230-nucleotide messenger RNA. RefSeq names its product SYLF and SH3 domain-containing protein. Bases 1 to 1230 code for a protein of 409 amino acids. Gene Ontology annotation, biological process: actin filament bundle assembly; actin cortical patch localization. Gene Ontology annotation, molecular function: phosphatidylinositol binding; actin filament binding. Lineage: Eukaryota; Fungi; Ascomycota; Eurotiomycetes; Eurotiales; Aspergillaceae. Gene Ontology annotation, cellular component: actin cortical patch. The transcript is spliced from 4 exons. The record is from RefSeq and is a predicted model, not a curated record.
AUGCCUCUCGGGAUCCAUAACCCCCUACCGUCGUCUUUGAGCAGUGAAUGCAAAAAGGCGGCAAAGAUUUUGACCUCUUUUGUGGACCCAAAGCAGGCUUUUGGUCCAGACAAGGUCAUUCCACCAGAUGUCUUGUCAAAUGCAAAGGGCUUGGCGAUUCUGACGGUUUUGAAAGCCGGAUUCAUUGGCUCUGGUCGAUUCGGAUCGGGUAUCGUUGUUGCUCGCCUUGCUGAUGGCACCUGGUCGGCUCCAUCAGCCAUUAUCACCGCCGGUGCGGGUGUUGGUGGCCAGAUCGGAUUCGAACUGACUGACUUCGUCUUCAUCCUGAACGAUGCCUCGGCCGUCCGCGCGUUCUCACAAUUCGGCACACUUACAUUGGGUGGCAAUGUCUCACUCGCCGCAGGACCGGUCGGUCGAAAUGCCGAAGCCGCUGGUGCAGCUAGCACCAAGGGUGUCGCGGCUGUUUUCUCGUACUCGAAGACCAAGGGUCUGUUUGCGGGUGUAAGUUUGGAGGGAAGUAUGCUGGUGGAGCGCAAGGAUGCGAACGAGAAGAUGUAUCAAAGUCGAGUCUCGGCCAGUCAGCUUCUCACUGGUAGUGUUCGACCACCACCAUCCACCGAUGCCCUGAUGCGCGUCCUCGAAUCACGUAUCUUCCAAGGCAACGUCCGAGCACAGGGCGCUGCGAUGUAUAACGAUGUGCCAGUUUAUGAUGAUAGCCAUGACAAUGUGGUCUGGGAGGGUCGACAGGGCUCAGCCUUCGGCCAAGGUGUGCAACGGGAACGAUCCAACACCCAGGACAACUACGAAUAUCGCGAUAGCCCAAGACGCACAAACACCUGGGCGGAUGAUACCUAUGAUCGGCCAGCAGGAGGCUUAGGUCGUUCAGCAACAACACGAGCCCCGCCUCCUGAUACAUAUGAUAAUUCUGGGCGUGGUCGGAGCAACACAUAUGAAAACAACGACUAUUCCUACUCAGACCGUCGGCCAACCCGACCUAGCGCUCCUAAGCCGGUCUUUGGGCAGAAGACAGGUGCAGGUGCGGGACUGCGGCAGGACCAGGUGGUCGCACUUUUUACAUUUGAUGCGGACCAGGAAGGUGAUUUGGGAUUCAAGAAGGGCGAGAUUAUUACGAUCAUCAAACGAACUGAGAAGGCAGAGGAUUGGUGGACUGGACGUGUCGGCGAUCGUGUCGGUAUUUUCCCUAGCAACUACGUCGAUACUACCUCCUAA